ACCUACUCACAUUGUUCUCUGGUUUCGUUAAACCUUCCGCAUUUUCAGCGUUGUUCAGUUGAAUUUGAAUUCCUCUGAUUCUAAUCGAUCCGAUUGUUCCUCGGAUCGGUUUAUAUUUUUCUCGGGUUUAAGACAAUCUGUAUUCUUUUGUAUCAUUUGGUGCUGCAUCGGGACGACAGUGCUUAAAUUUUGUCUGCAAGAAGUAUUUUUGUUUUGGGUUUUGGAUUUGAAGUGUAAGAAUGGGAUUCGAAAAGAUCAAGGUCGCGAAUCCCAUCGUCGAGAUGGACGGUGAUGAGAUGACUAGGGUUAUCUGGACAAUGAUUAAGGAAAAGCUUAUUUUUCCAUUUCUAGAGCUGGAUAUCAAGUAUUUUGAUCUGGGUCUUCCACACCGUGAUGCCACAGAUGACAAGGUUACAGUUGAAAGUGCAGAAGCUACACUGAAAUACAAUGUAGCUAUAAAAUGUGCGACUAUCACACCAGACGAAGCUAGGGUCAAGGAGUUCGGACUGAAGGCUAUGUGGAAGAGUCCUAAUGGGACUAUUCGUAACAUUUUGAACGGUACUGUGUUCAGGGAACCCAUUUUAUGUAAGAAUGUUCCUCGGCUUGUUCCAGGGUGGACUAAACCUAUAUGCAUUGGAAGACAUGCUUUUGGUGACCAAUAUAAAGCAACCGAUGCAGUGAUUAAGGGCCCUGGCAAACUCAAAAUGGUUUUUGUUCCAGAGAAAGGAGGUGAAACUACCGAGUUGGAGGUGUAUAACUUCACAGGAGAGGGAGGAGUAUCAUUAGCUAUGUACAAUACUGAUGAGUCUAUUCGUUCAUUUGCUGAUGCAUCAAUGGCAACAGCUUAUGAGAAGAAAUGGCCACUUUACUUAAGUACUAAAAACACAAUUUUGAAAAAAUAUGAUGGAAGGUUUAAAGAUAUCUUCCAGGAGGUAUAUGAGGCCAGUUGGAAAGCUAAAUAUGAAGCAGCAGGAAUCUGGUACGAGCAUAGGCUUAUUGAUGACAUGGUAGCCUAUGCUUUGAAGAGUGAUGGUGGCUAUGUUUGGGCAUGUAAAAAUUAUGAUGGUGAUGUGCAGAGUGAUUUCCUGGCACAGGGAUUUGGAUCUCUUGGUCUGAUGACAUCUGUCCUGGUUUGCCCUGAUGGAAAGACCAUUGAGGCUGAAGCGGCUCAUGGUACAGUAACUCGGCAUUUCCGUGUUCAUCAAAAGGGAGGUGAAACUAGCACAAACAGUAUAGCUUCUAUCUUUGCAUGGACACGUGGGCUUGAACACAGGGCAAAACUAGAUGAAAAUCCAAAACUACUCGAAUUUUCAGAGAAGCUAGAAGCUGCCUGUGUAGGAACUGUUGAGACAGGGAAAAUGACAAAGGACCUGGCACUUCUCAUUCAUGGAUCUAAGCUCUCAAGGGAUAAAUACCUCAGUACUGAAGAAUUUAUUGAUGCUGUUGCAGAGGACCUGAAAGAAAGACUUUCUGCUAAACCAAAGUUGUAACUCUUCUGCUCUUUUGGAGUGCUUAAGGCUUUGAACUGCGUGGCGAUUUUGAGUCUACAAGAGUUGUUUGGAGGACUAGGAAUAUUUUUCACUCACAUGCUAGGGCAACUAUGUAAUAAAGCCCCGUAGACAAUGUCAAUGUUAUGUUUCUUGUCACAUUUAAAAGGCAAACAGUGUCCUAUGUGCUUCCAAUUUUUCAAAUUUCUUACUCUUGCAAUUGUGAUUGUCUAUUAUGCUUUUUCAAGGGAUGCCAUCCUCUUAUAUAGUCA
This is a messenger RNA of Cryptomeria japonica (Japanese cedar), 1759 nucleotides long. RefSeq names its product isocitrate dehydrogenase [NADP]. The transcript is spliced from 16 exons. Bases 240 to 1490 code for a protein of 416 amino acids. Gene Ontology annotation, molecular function: magnesium ion binding; NAD binding; isocitrate dehydrogenase (NADP+) activity. Gene Ontology annotation, cellular component: mitochondrion. The record is from RefSeq and is a predicted model, not a curated record. Gene Ontology annotation, biological process: isocitrate metabolic process. Lineage: Eukaryota; Viridiplantae; Streptophyta; Pinopsida; Cupressales; Cupressaceae.